ACGACAGCAUUGAGAAAGCAAAUGUUACCUUCACAUUUGAUUUCUACUUCUUCGUGUUGACUAAUAUUUAUAUUUUAUUUUCUAUUUUAAUUUGUUAAUUUUCGCAAAUUUUUCUCACAAUUUAUUGAUCUUAAUCAUGGGUAAAGGUCAGAGAACCAAAGGAAAUACUCGGCCGGCUAAUUCAUUAAGAUCUGCUGAAUUAUUAUCUUCUACACUUGGAAGUGCACCGAUUAAUACAUUUAUUGGAUUUGAUGCUUUAAAAGAGCCAAAUGAUUCAUCUACAAUUGGCAGUUCCAAUGUUGGAUCUUUACCUGAUCUUGAAGAAGAGGUUGAUUCAGAUUUUAAAUUGACAAUUAAGCAAAUGUAUAAGAAGGAUUCUAUCACCAAGAUCAAGGCCUUACAGAAAUUUGCUGAAUAUUGUAAUGAAAAGGAAUAUAAUUUAGUCAAAUCUGUCCUGUCAAUGUGGCCUAGAGUUUUCAACAAGUUGGCAAUAGAUAACGAUUUCCGAGUUAGAGAGACCACUUUUCAAGCUCAGGAGGCAUUGGUAAAGAAAUUAGGUAAAAAUAUUGCCCCAAUUCUCAAGCAAAUCAUUGCGACCUGGGUGAUUUCGCUUCAUGACACCUACGUCGUUUCUGCGAGCGCAGCUAAAUCCUCUUUCGCUGCAUCAUUUUCGCCAGCCAAACAAUCAGAGGUUCUAACAUUCUGUAAGGAUGAAAUAAUCAACUAUUGUAAAGAUAUCCUUUUAAUUCAAACAAUUGCAACCAUUGAUGAUCCAAGUUGUGUGAACAAUAUUGAUAGAGAAUCAAAAUACCAUCGACUGGUCAGUUGUUGUUUACAAGGGUUGACCCUUCUUAUAGCAUCUUUAAAUCAACCAGAUACAAUCAAAGAUGAAAUUGAAAAAUUAAUCAAUCAUGAUAAUUUUUGGAAAUUGGCAAAAUAUGAAGACCUUAAUGUUAAAGUUAAUUGGUACAGAUUUAAAUCAACGAUUUGUGAAAAAUAUCCAACAAUAAUUAAAACGAAUGAAGCAAAAUUUGUAUCAUCAACUUUACUUCAAAUCGCUGAGAAGGAUCAACUUUUAUCAGGAGCUAUUUGGGAUAAUGUCCUUUGGAUUCUUGUAACUGUUGAAGAAUGGUGGAAACACAUAAAUCUAACCAAAGGUUUUCUUCCGCAUCUUCGUAAAUACAUCAAAGAAGGCGGAUACGGAAACGCUUCCUCGAUAUUCCCCAAUCUCUUACCAAUGCUGAGUAAAUUUCCAUUCGAUCAUUUCGAUAAUACGGCCAAAUUUUGCGACGAUUUCAUCGAAUCUUUUGAACUCUGCAUUAACAAUCCUAAUCAUUCAACUAAAGAAUAUGCUAGUAUAGUUAAAUCCUACUUCGAGUGUGUUCAGUAUUUACUAAUUGAUAGAAAAUUGGAUAAAUCAUUGGAGAAAUUAAACUCAACCGUUCCUGAAAGAAUUAUAAAUUUUGUUGAUCAAAUGUUACACCAAUGGGCUGAUAUCUAUGGUUUAUAUUUCAAUGAAUUAACUAUUUUCAUUACUAAUUCAAAGGAUCCUGAACUAUCGAGUGGAUUAAUUACUUCAAUUGAGGUUAAAAUAUUGGAAAUAAUUGAGGAAGCAAUUGAUGAUGGAAACAAAUUGGACAUGUUGAUUAAAUUGUUAACCUCAAUGUUACGAAUAAGUAAUGAUAAAUCAUCUCGUCGGGUGAAAUUUGAAGAGGAUGAAGAUGAGGAAUCAUCACCAAUGGAAAUGAAUAAAAUCAAAAUCAACGGAAUUAUUUUCAAAGAUUCAUUGUACAAAAUUUGGGAACGAUCAUUGGAAUUGUCAUUGAAACGAGAAAAUCAAACUUCAUGGCUUAAUUGUUUACGACAACUUCAAGAAUUGUGUAUAACCGUUAACCAAGAAUCAACCGGUUGUUUCAUUGCUCACAAAUAUCUUGACCAAUUGAAGGAACUGUUAAAUGGUCAAACAAAAUUCACUUCGGUGUCAACUCGAAACAUUAACUACAAGCAUAUAAUCAGCAUGCUGCUUAAUUGUUGUGACUCACUUCCACGCAAUAAGAGUGAAAUUAUCUUCUAUUUAUCAUCUCAUGAUGAUUCUUAUGUUAGGAGUAAUUUCUAUGAAAUUUUACCCACAAGAAUUGAGAAAGAUUCAUUUCUUCAGGAAUGGUUUACCACUCCAGAAGUAACUCCAUUAUUUGAUUCAAUCAUAAUCAGUAUAUUGGGUGGAUUUAAACACGAUGGUAACAAUCAACCGAUUGUUAAUGAUUCUUACAUUGGUUUUAUCAACUUCUCGUUUCAAAUUGAAAACAUCCACUUUCCAACAAUUAACAUGAUUACAACUCUUCUUGCCGAUGGUCUGAUUAAUUCAUCAAUGGAAAAUCAAUCCCUGUUAAUUGUUGGUAUAAUCAAAAAGCUUUUUGAUCAAUAUCCACAUUCGGAUCAACUUGACUCAUUUUCAACACUAAUUAAUCAAAUUGGUUCAUUAUCCCUUGAUCUAAACAUCUCAGAUGAAUCUUAUUCACUUUACCAAUCAACAUUAUCUUCUGGAUUAAAAGUUAUCUUCAAAUCUAAUGAUUAUAAUGAAUCUCAAUUGUUAGAGUUGAUUGAUAAUAUGGCUCAGAUGAUUAAGAACAAAAUAAUUGAUGAAAAUAUUUCAUGGGAAAUGUCUCAAAGAUUGGAAUCAAUUGUCCAUAUAUUCAUUACAACAAUUGAAAAUGAAAGAAAUCUAGACGGACAAUCAACGCUUACAAUUAACUUUCUGUUGAAAAUUAUUCCAGAUACUGAUUAUUUGAUUGCGAAAGUUUCAGCAAUUGGAAUUAAAGUUUUCUAUCCAUUAUGGAUUAAAAGGGUAAUGAUGAUUCCAACUGGAUUAAAAUUCACCUCGGAUCAAUUUGGAUUUGAUGAGAAAUUUACUUUCACCAUAAUUACAAUUACAAAGACUAAAAUCAAUCCAAUACCAAUUGAAUUAACAAUCAAACAAUUACCAUUCAUCAUUUAUGCCUUAUCAACACUACAGUUGGCUCCAAAAGAUUUAAACUUAAAUAACAAAAAAUUAAUUGUUCAACAAUUAAGCGACUAUGUUAAGCAAACAAUUGACCAAUUGGAUAAAAAUUCGAUGGUCAAAAUAUUCCAAGAUAUAAUUGAUUACAGUAAAUCUAAAGGUGUCAUUGGAUUAAUCAUUGGCCUUGAAUUGCUCUUCAACUCAUCGUCAAAAUUAAUUACAGUUAACCCUUGGAAACUUGAAGAAUUUGAUGUUCCAUCGAUAACAAUAUUUCAAUUGUUGAAUAAUUAUUGCGAUUCAGAUUAUAUAAUUGAUUUAUCACAAGAAACAUUGAAAUAUUUACUUUCUCAGGAAGAACCUGAUAAAUUACACCAAUGUUAUGGUCGAUUGUCCAUUUUGAACACUUGCCUCAACUACUCGACAGUGGAUCUCCCUCGAAAUGAUUUGGUUUGCCAAUUAAUGGAUCAUUUAAUCACAAUUAAGGAAAAAUCCGAAAGUGCUCUUUUACUAGAAUGUUCGUUGGACAAUCAACAGGAAUUAGCAAUACUUUUCACAAUCGAAGUGAUGAAAAUUUACAAAACAAUCAUUACCAAAUUCAAUAAACAUCUAACCUCCGAACAGAAAGAUUUAAUUGUCAUCUCAAUUACCGCUUGGUCAAUAUCAUUAGCCACAAGUGAUCCUAAAUCAUUUACUAAUCCAGUUAAGAUGAUACUUUAUUGUUCAUAUUGUGACCUUUUCCUUUCCGUUCAGGAAAUAAUUGAAUGGCAAGGCGAUGAAUUCAGUUCUGUCCGGGAAUGGACUGAUUUUCAUCUUAUCCGAAUUGCUGAUUCUUUGGUUCCUCUAAUAUUUCACCUUAAUGGACUUGAUUUUUCUGGUUAUCAACUUAAUUUUAUUUCACGUCUUGGAUCAACAAUUGGUUGUCUCUCAGUCUUUGAUAUUGCUCAAUUAGAAAAUGAAUUGCGACAAUUUAAUUAUCAAGAUAAAACUAUUCAAGAUCUCGAUGAGAAAACUGUUCCAUGUCCACUUCCCAAAGAGUACGAAUCACUUUUCUCAAAGCUUAAUCAUCUUUAUAUUAACAAAUAUUCAGCUUUCUAUUUAUGUGCACAUCAAUUUACUCAAAGAUUAAUACCAAUGAUGGUUUCAUCUUGUUCCGUUUUUGAUUCAACUUUUGAUUAUUUAGCUCCACCUAAACCAUUUUUAAUCAAAUUACAAGAAACUGAUCUAAUUGUUGACACUUUACUCUCUGAAUAUUCAUUGGGAACUACAUGUUGUUUAAUCAAACCAGGAACCGAUUCAUUUUGUUACACAAUUGCUUAUCUGCUUAAUUGGUUACAAAUAUUAACGUUUUUCAGUCAAUUAAAUGAUGAAAAUAGAUCAUCAUUAGCUGGAUAUUUAACUGAUUCAGGGUAUAUUUCAAAUCUGUUGAACAAUUUAUUCAAAUUGAUGCCAAUUGCUCCUGAUGAAUACAAAUUUAUCCGAAGAGUUUUAUCCAUAACUCUUGAUCGUAUCAAUGAGACUAAUCAUAUCCAGGCCAUUUCAUGUUUAGUUUACUUUCAUAUUUUACGUAAAAUGCCGGCAUGUGUCCGAAUGUGGUUAAGUAAACUGGACAAACGGACAUCUGACCUUGUCAAUCGAUUCACAAUCUCCACAAUGAGUGAACUAAUACGUACAGAGGAGUUUCUUGCAAUCCAAAAUGCUGAUUCGGAUAAAUUUAAGAACAUCAAAAUUAAAGCUCGUCAUUCAGCUCGUGAAGUUGUAACAAUUUACGAGAUUGAAGAUAUGUCCAUAGAAUUAACAAUUAAAUUAGCCGAUAAUCAUCCAUUAACACCAGUUACAAUUGAUGGCGGAAGACGAGUUGGUGUUAGUGUACCCGAAUGGAGGAAUUGGCUUCUUCAAGUUACCUCGUUCUUAACUCAUCAGAAUGGAACAGUUUUGGAUGGAUUAGUACUUUGGAACAGGAAUAUGAGUAAAAGAUUCGAGGGACUAGAAGAGUGUGUAAUCUGUUACUUCAUCUUACACGGUUCUAAUUGUCAAGUUCCUAAAUUAACUUGUAGAAAUUGUAAAAAGAAAUUCCAUUCAGCUUGUUUGUAUAAAUGGUUUGAGAAAAGCAACCAAUCAUCAUGUCCACUCUGUAGGAAUCCAUUUGAUUUCAAUAAAUCCCAAAGACCUGGUGGUUCAUCUGGUCCAUUCAAUCAGCAUCAUCAUAAUCAUCAUCAACAACAACAACAACAGCAGCAACAAAAUUUACGAGAAUUUCAAGAUUUCAUUUAGAAGUCCCAACAAAACAAUUUGCACAUUAGCUGGAAAAUUAUAUUCUAAUCCCAAAGUAAAAGCAUCUUUGAUUAUAUCUGUUAAUCAACAGAUUAACCUUUUUUUUCACACCCAAUUCAAACUGAAUUAAAUUAUUAAUACAACAAUCAAA
This is a messenger RNA of Panonychus citri (citrus red mite), 5420 nucleotides long. RefSeq names its product E3 ubiquitin-protein ligase listerin-like (gene Ltn1). NCBI's taxonomy places the organism in Eukaryota, Metazoa, Arthropoda, Arachnida, Trombidiformes, Tetranychidae. Gene Ontology annotation, cellular component: RQC complex; cytosol; anaphase-promoting complex. Gene Ontology annotation, biological process: rescue of stalled cytosolic ribosome; anaphase-promoting complex-dependent catabolic process; ribosome-associated ubiquitin-dependent protein catabolic process. The record is from RefSeq and is a predicted model, not a curated record. Gene Ontology annotation, molecular function: ribosomal large subunit binding; cullin family protein binding; ubiquitin protein ligase activity.